Molecule: messenger RNA, 2268 nt
Organism: Psilocybe cubensis
Lineage: Eukaryota; Fungi; Basidiomycota; Agaricomycetes; Agaricales; Agrocybaceae
Exons: 3
Coding region: 1-2268 (755 amino acids)
Cellular component (GO): membrane
Source: RefSeq, a predicted model, not a curated record
AUGCGCACGUCCAAUAUUGCCUCCGAGCAGCGUGGUGGGAGCAGCUCGCUUCCUCUGCCGAUGGCGCGGGAUCCGUUUGCUACACCGACAAGGGGGGUUUCGCCUGUUAGAGGUGAGCGGGAUAGAAAUGAGAGGAGGCGGGAAAGUAAAGACGAGUAUCGGGACAGGGAAUAUGUGCGUGAUCGAAGAGACAGCAGGGAUAGAAGAGAAAGGGAGUAUGUGAUAGAUAAAAGAGAGAGUCGGGACAAAGACAGAGACGGUGGUAGAGACAGGGACUGGGACUGGGAGAGGAGGGAGAGAAGAGAGAGCAGAGACAGAGACCGUGGUCGUGAGGAGCGAUAUCGCAGUCGUGAUAGGGAGUACGAGAGGGAGAGGGAUAGGGCGGGAGGUGCUGGUGGGCGGUACCAGAUUCGGGAUCGUGAGCGUGUGCGCGACCGCGAGAGAGAUAGAUAUCGAAGUCCCGAGCGCGACCGCGACCGCGACAACGAUGAACGAGACAAGGCGAAGCGGCGGGAGAAGAGAGACCGUGAACGCGAGCGCGAGAUGAAUUAUGAGCGGGAGCGGGAGAGGGAACGGAUGCUUGAGCGGGAAGCCGAACGGGAACGGGAACGGGAACGCCAACAGCGCGAUAGGUCGCGCGACGCCCUUGCGCAACCGAAACCCAAACCGCAAAUCCAACAAAUCUCUACCCAGAGACAGAUCCCAACGCAUGAUAUCCACCCAGCCGCUUCCUCCUCUCACCCACAUGCACUUGACCGCGAGCGCCCAAUAACGCCCAUCAUGUCCUCCUCCUCCUUAGCAGGCUCAAAUCUGUCUCUGACUGUCAACUACGUGCCGACGAAAUUUUCGGCGCCGCCGUCGCCUUCUUCUGGGUCUGGGUCUCGGCUUGGGUCUUGGUAUGGCUCUGGGGCGGGUGUGUAUAGCGCAGGCGCAGGGAGUGGAACACCAGCUGGUGGCCCGAGAAAGCGUGUGCCAUAUCACUACACGCGCGCCUCAGCCUCGCGCAUGGCCGAGUCCUCUUCACCUUCCAAAGCCGCCGAUCAACCUCGUCAGAGGCACCAGGAGCCGGUGUUUGGUGCGGGGAUCGUGCCGAAGAUGGGUGGGGGUGUGGAUGCGUUUCGCAGUGGGGAGGCGAGGAUUGGAGGGCGCGGGGAUGGGGAUGGAGAUGAAUAUGGCGAUGAGGAUGAAGGUGCUGAGGGGGUGAAUGAGGACGAUGGUAUGUUGAGAGAAGAUACCGGUCGAAGAGGGUGGUUUGGGAAAUCUGGACCUGGUAUGGGUACAAGUACUGGGAAAGUAGUGGGAGGAGAAGGAGUCAAGAUAACACCACGAGCGAGAGGUCCCCCGAAGAAAAAACUCAGGUGGAACCGGUUCAAAUGGAUGCUAUUCGUUGCCAAUUUCGCCCUCACAACCUACUCUUUCACAACUCUCAUCCUCAUUCUCCUCACCUGGUUCAACAUCUUCACCUCAGCCGAUAUAAUACGAGUUGGAAACAGAACGGAACUCAUCAUAUCCACCCUCUUCUCUAUCUCUGGCAUUCUCGUCUCGCUCAUCGGCUGGGCAGGUAUACUCACAAACAAUCGUUCUUUCCUCGCACUAUACACCGCGCUUUUAUGGGUCGUCUUCAUCUUAGUCCUCGUCCCAGGGUACAUGACAUACAAACGCCGCACAUUCAACCUCGAAGGCAAAGUAAACAAACAAUGGAGCCAAGACCUCGGCGCCGAAGGGCGCGUGCGCAUCCAAAACGCUCUCAGAUGCUGCGGCUACUUCUCCCCGUUCGUCGAGGCGACGGUAUCGCAGACGUGCUACGCGCGCUCGCUGUUGCCCGGGUGUAAGAAGGAUUAUAUGGACUUUGAGAGGCGGGUGUUGAAGGUGUGGUAUACGGUUGCGUUUGGUGCGAUUGUGCCGCUGCAUUUGGCGGUCAUGAUCAUCAGUCUGCUGUGUGCAAACCAUGUGACGUAUCGGUUUGGGAAGGGGAUGAUGCCUAAGGCGUAUAGGCUUAGUAGGAGCAGUAUGGUGGCGAUUAUGAAUAAUUACGUUGCACAACUGGCGGAACAGUAUGGAGAGGAUGUUGCAGCUGACGUUCUCGCGCGCUCCAAAUCGAAUUUGAACCUUCAAAUGGGACUCACAAUACCGACUGUACCCUACGUCGACUCGGGUAACAAUGUCAGUACCGUCGCCAACCCCAGUUCCAAUGUGAAUAUGCGGCAAGGCGGAGGUGGUAAUGGCGGAGUGGGAGCAGCAAGGGUGGGAGGAGGAGGGAGGAUCUGA